Pieris napi is the source of this 1295-nucleotide messenger RNA. RefSeq names its product chromobox protein homolog 1-like. Gene Ontology annotation, cellular component: nucleus; pericentric heterochromatin. The transcript is spliced from 6 exons. The record is from RefSeq and is a predicted model, not a curated record. NCBI's taxonomy places the organism in Eukaryota, Metazoa, Arthropoda, Insecta, Lepidoptera, Pieridae. Gene Ontology annotation, molecular function: chromatin binding. Gene Ontology annotation, biological process: negative regulation of transcription by RNA polymerase II; chromatin organization. Bases 307 to 1116 code for a protein of 269 amino acids.
CACUAUUUAGUAGUAUUUAAUUUUCACAAAUAUUUUUGCUACCGUAAAAUCGACCUCCGAGCAUAAUUGUGUUAAUAGCUUUUGUUCUUGGUUCUUAUUACUUACUAAAAAUAAUACUAAUUAGCACCACUUACAACCAAUGUGAAAUAAACGUUCACUAAUCGCUACAUCGGAUUCAAGCAACUUUAUUAAUAAUUUCAGAAUUGUAGAUACACAUUCAAAUUAAUUCGCGUAUAUUCUUGUAGUUCUAAAUAUCGAACAAAAAGUAGACUUAUUAAUCAAAAUUCAUUCAAUUCAUCAUCAGUCAUGGAUGUACCUAUGGUGUCAUUUCCGCAAUCAAUGGAUUUUCCACCAGAUCAAAUAGCAAUGGAUACAGCAGAGGUUGUUGAGAAGCCCACCUCACAACCUCCAGAGCUAACAGGACCUCAGAGUGGAAGGCAUGAGGAAUUUUCAGUUGAAAAGGUUUUAGAUAGAAGAGUUAAAAAUGGAAAAGUUGAAUAUCUUCUAAAAUGGAAAGGAUACUCAAAUGAAGAUAAUACUUGGGAACCUGAAGAUAACUUAGAUUGUCCAGAACUGAUAUCUGCUUAUGAAGAAGCACGGUUAAAGAGAGAGCGGGAAGUUCCAGCUCCAACAGAGGCUGUUGAUGAAGGUCAAACAACAAGGAAGCGGUCAAAGAGAGGUGAUAAGAAGAAAAACAGAUUAGAGGAGAUAGAAAAACCCAGAGGGCUAGCUAGGGGUCUGGCUCCAGAGAAAAUCUUGGCUGGACAACUUUUCCAUGGAACUCUUUUUUUUUUAGUUCAAUGGGAAAACUGUACUGAAGUGGAUGUAGUCCCAGGCCAUGAUCUAGGUCAAGCUUUCCCUGACUUUGUGAUACGGUAUUAUGAGUCUUGUGCACCGUUUAGUGUAAGGCACCCAGUUGGCUUAGUGCCUAGGCCUGCCCCCGAGCUUCCAAUAGAAGAGCCAGAACCAAAUACCGACGCCCCAAUGGAGGUCAAUGAACCUGCGCCCGAGGUCAAUGACCCUGUACCUGAGACAACGGAACUACCUGCAGAGACACAAGAAACACAACCAAUCACGGAAAGUGAAUCGCAACCGUUAGAAGUUCCUGUGAACUGAGACUUACAUUAGUGUCCAUUUGUUGUGUAUGCCUCGGGUUAAAUGAAUGAAAAAUGUAAUAAUAAAUCUUAGGUCGACAAGUCUAGCUUCAACAUAAUAACAUUUCAUUUAAAUAUUUGUUUACUGCUGGUAAAAGCAGACCCUAUACAUAACAACAAAACUGUAACUUCAUAUAUCUA